AUGUCUGUACUCUCGAUAUCUUCUUCGUUUGUUGCAGAAUGGGCCAAGGCGCAACAGCCCCGUGGGCAAAGGACAAAAGGCUCUUCCAUCUUCUAUCGGAACCUCGAGGAGGAGCUCGAUGUCAACAGGGCCCAGCAUAGCUGCGCAAUGCUUCAUAACCAGGACACCCCCAUCGACUUUUCUUCCUGCGAUGUUCUCGGAAUUGGAGAAUCCGGGGCCCUAAGAGCAGCUUUUCUGGAGGAGCUGGAUCGCAACCCUUCCUUCCAACUGGGUGCUCACGGCACGCGGCUACUCAACGGAAACUCGAAGUACCUCGAAACCGUGGAGAACGAGGUAGCAGAGCUGCAUGGUGCCGAGACAGCCCUCAUCGUGACCUCGUCGGCCAUUGCGAACGAUGCCAUCUUUUCUGCUAUCCCACUUCCAGGGGACGCCAUCGUGUACGAUGAGCUCAUCCAUGCCAGUGCCCUCGACGGGUUCAAGCAUAGUGUAGCUCUUUGCCAGCAAUCAUUCCGCCACAACAAUGUUGACUCAUUUGUGGAAACUCUGACGGCUGUGAAGAAUUCGCAGCCCCAGAUCCGCAAUGGCACUCGAUCUGUCAUUGUUGCGGUUGAAUCUUUCUACAGCAUGGACGGGGAUGUUUGCCCACUGCGGGAGUUGAUCGAAGCCUCCAAGGAGGUUUUCCCCGAUGGCAACGCUCAGUUCGUCAUGGACGAAGCCCACAGCAGCGGCCAUAUUGGUCCAAAUGGCUCAGGCCUGGUCAGUGAGCUGGGGCUCGAGGAUGAAGUUGCGGUCCGCAAUCACACUCUUGGAAAGACGCUCUGUGGUACUGGUGGGGUUAUUCUGUGCAACAAUACCAUCCGCAACAUUCUAAUUAACCGCGCACGGCCUAUAAUGUUCUCUAUAGCGCCAUCGUUCCUACUGUGUGCUGCAACACGAGUGGGCUACGAGAUGCUAAGAACUGGAGUGACUAAGGAGGCACAAAGCCGAGUUCAGCAUGUAGUGAAGCUUUUCAUGGCAAAUAUUACCUCUCACGCUGUUUGGGAUCGCGCGAACGAUGCCGGUAUUCUACGUAUUCCUCUCUACGAGGAAGAUGACUGGGACGCCCUGCCAUUCGUGACUCAGAUAUGUCCCAUCUGGACCCGUCCAAAGCACAAUUUCUAUCUUGCUAUUCAUCUCCAGCUGGCAGGGUACUCCGUGUAUCCCAUCAGCUUCCCUGUUGUGCCAAAGGGAUCUGACAGAAUUCGCAUCAUAUUUCAUGCGCAGAACUCGGACUCUCAAGUCGAGGGACUGGCCCAGUGUGUCUGCGAAUGGGCCGAGGAGAUGCUUGAGAUUCAGAAAGGUGGUGGUGGACUUAAAUUACCAGCUGCUGCGCGCUACGCCUACAGUCUCAUGAGUAAGGAGAGUUUGAACAGCUCUGGCUAG
Messenger RNA from Arthroderma uncinatum, 1422 nucleotides. Its product is annotated as 8-amino-7-oxononanoate synthase. Bases 1 to 1422 code for a protein of 473 amino acids. The record is from RefSeq and is a predicted model, not a curated record. The transcript is spliced from 3 exons. Gene Ontology annotation, molecular function: pyridoxal phosphate binding. NCBI's taxonomy places the organism in Eukaryota, Fungi, Ascomycota, Eurotiomycetes, Onygenales, Arthrodermataceae. Gene Ontology annotation, biological process: biosynthetic process.